AAGAUGCUGUCUUCUGCCAAAUCGAACCGAACCCACAAAACCUUGUUUUUGAGUCUGAUACGCAUUGAGAAUAACAAUGUACAUGAUAGCCAGUAAAGAAUUGAAGAGGGGAUGUGAUGUGACUCCCCAAAUCCCUCCAUUAUCUUGGGCUCUUUCUGAUUCUCUCCUCUCUUUUAGAUGCUCUGCCUGCUUUUCAAAACUUAAUGUUUCAUAUCCAUGCACAGCUCAAUGCGGAGGCUCUGUAAUUUACUGUUCUCAACAAUGCAGAGAUGCAGACAUUGACACUCACUUGCGUAGCGGAGAAUGCCAUCUUCUCAGCAAUGUCCAUGGACUCCCGCCCACCUCAACCUCUGAUUUACGCGCAGCUCUCAGGCUUCUAUUCCACCAACGUCCUUCACCAUCAUCCUCCAACCCCCGGAUUGGCGAUUUAAUCACCAAUCAUGAAUACCUUGUUGGCAGAAAAAGAAGAAAAUCAUCUGCCAGUAGCAACGGACAUGAUUCUGAUUGCCAAGAAAUUGCCCAAGAAAUUGAGGAAGGCGCCAGGCUUAUGCAUUUAGCGAGAACACAUGUUGGUGGAGCCAUGGAAUGUGAUGGGGAUGUGCAGAGAGUGGAAGAGGAGGCGUUGUGUGCUGUGAUCACCAAUGGGGUAGAGGUGCAAGUGGAUCAAUUUCAAGAAACGUCCACUCGGGGAAGUGAAAUGCAGAGCCUUGUGCUGGGGACAGCUGUUUAUGGACCCCUGUUUUCAUGGUGUAAUCACAGCUGCAGGCCCAAUGCCUGCUACAGAUUUGUUCUCAAUACAGGAAGGACAUCAUGCGAUUCACAGUUCCAAAAGACAAUGGUUUCUGGAAACAGUGUUUUCAUAGAGCCUGGAAAUAAGGAAUUCAACAUUGUCUCUCUUGAAAAGGAACCAGGGAUCAAGAUUCAUGGUCCAAGAGUGGUAUUGCGAACAAUAAGAAGCGUGUCAAGAGGGGAGGAGAUUUUCAUCACUUAUACAGAUCUGAUGCAGCCCAAGGAGACAAGGCAGGAGGAGUUAUGGUUGAAAUAUCGGUUUGUUUGUCAUUGUGAGCGAUGUGAUCUCCCCAUGACAUCAUAUAUGGAUCGAAGUUUACAGGAAAUAAAUAAUAUCAGCAUGAUCCAACCAAGCUGUGAAAGUGACUGCAGUAAGACUAAAUCAGUGAAAACACUAAUGGAUGAGAUCAAGUGUGGAAUAGAAGAAUUUAUUUCCAACAGUGAUGCUGAUAGUUUUUGUGGAACUCUUGAACACGUAUUGGGAAAAAUUGUUGUUCCAAAAGGAUCAGUGAUGAAUUUAAACCAAUUACAGUCAGGGAAGAGUGUCUUUCUGAUUCAUCCUUUACAUCAUCUGUGCCUUUCUGCAUACACUGCUUUGGCAUCAGCAUACAGGAUUCGUGCAAAUGGUGCAUUGCACUUUAGCUUAAAUAAAUGUGAUCUGGCUUCCAAUGGAUUUGACUUUCCAAAAUCAGUUUUUGUCUGUACAGCUGCCAUGACUACUGAGUCAGUAUCAAGGGAACAUGACCAUGAUGUUCAUGGCUAUAGUCCCGCAAAUUCUUUUGUAAAGAGAUAUCAUAUAAACACUUGCCCUCAGGAAUGUUCCAUUUCUGGAUCAACUGACCUUUUACACUCCCAUAUUGUGGCUAAGAAAGAGAUUUGCAACUGCCAGUAUGCUACGACCAUGGAGGACAGUGAAUUAAUUAAAGCUUCGGAUUCUUCUAGAGCAGUGGCAGCCUAUACUUUAUUACAUGCAGGUGUGGUUCAUCAUUUCUUUCUUGCUGGUGAGCAGGGCUUGAUCAUGACAGCUGCACGUUUCUGGAUGACUGCUGGGGAGGCUUUGCUUAGUUGGAUAUUGGGUUGUGGAUUUCAAGCAUCCAUUUCAGAAAUGAAUUGCCAUUCCGUAAGGAAUUGGCUGCAUUUAAUGUUUGGACCUUUGUCCCAGCGCACAGAAUGUAGUUGUUUUCUGCUGAACUAUAGCAUUGGAGUUAUGUGGUUGCACUUACAUUCUAAGUGUGGAUGCCACUUUGGAGAACUCCUUGAAGAAGACUUAGGAAGUGUAGAUGGAUAUCCAAGGCUUCUGAGAGUUUCAGAAUUCUUUCUUAGGUGCAUGAACAAGUUUGUCAAAUUGUUAUGGCCUUUGUUGCAGUCUGGACUCCCAUUUUUAGAAGCCAUACUGAAUCCAGUUGAUUACAGCUGGCUUCCUGACUCUGAAAAACAACAUCUCCUGCGUCAAACCUUUGUGCAGGAUAAAGUUGAAAGAAAGAAUGAUGAAAAGGAAGACAGUUGCAUCUGUAUUGAUCUUAAAGAAUGUGAUUUCAAUAAGAAUUCAUCUUUAGAAAUAUCAGAAAGGUUAUGCCUAUCGGAAAAAGAUAGUGCUUCUUACUGCAGUUGCAUGAAAAAGGAGGAUUUUUUUGCUAUUUAUUGUGCAGUUCACUGCAUUUGUUACAGCAAAUAUCUUUUAGAGGUAUGCUAUGGUUCUGAUCAUCCUUUGGUUUAUUAUUAACGGAGUUUACUAUAAUUUGGUUCAUGAGGCACUUGCAAGAUUUUAGCAGCAAAUGAUAGUGAUGUGAAACUGUGGCGGAUAUGGUUAUGCUGAAUGAUUUUUGGGAUUCCAAUUAGCAUACUAUGAAGCAGUUUGCAGUGCUUACACAACUAGACUCUGCUUCCAAAACUCCCGUCUCCAUCUUCUAUUCAUCUGAACUCUGGAGAUCCAUUCUUGCUUGGCCAAUCAGUGAAUAUCAUUUGAAACUUAUGAACAUUUGAUGACAUUGAAGCGCAGUAUGCAAAUGGAACUACAGUGGCUUGCUAUAGCGAUUCAGAAAGUCCUGGGAAAGCUACUUGUUCUAGCUUGAUUCCUAAUGUAUCAACACUCUUUGUAAUUUACAAUUUAUAUUUUGUCGUAACCAGAACAUUAUCAACUAGUAUCUGUAAAAGUAUUGCUAAUGAGGAUAUCUUUAAUUUCUGUUAUGAUAAA
Molecule: messenger RNA, 2983 nt
Organism: Cryptomeria japonica (Japanese cedar)
Lineage: Eukaryota; Viridiplantae; Streptophyta; Pinopsida; Cupressales; Cupressaceae
Exons: 4
Coding region: 77-2512 (811 amino acids)
Molecular function (GO): protein binding
Source: RefSeq, a predicted model, not a curated record